This is a messenger RNA of Blepharisma stoltei, 759 nucleotides long. The record is from the annotation of a GenBank genome assembly. NCBI's taxonomy places the organism in Eukaryota, Ciliophora, Heterotrichea, Heterotrichida, Blepharismidae.
AUGCGUUUAUUUUCAGAGCAAGAGUGCAGACAAGGAGUGGGCCUUCCAUUCGAAAUUCAACAAAAGCUGAGAUCAGGAGAUUUCGCAUUCGUCACAGAAAUGGGCCGAAACCUGCAGCUUGACGAGCAGGUUCUAUGCACAGCUAAUUAUAUGAUCAAUGUAUUUUUCACUCGAAGGAGCUAUCUAAACUAUGACCGGCACAUUGUGAGUACCUCCGCCUUAAUCCUCUCCUGCAAACUCCACAAUUUCAAACGUCAAAACAAGAGAAUCUACCCGAUUGCCUUUGUUUCUUACUACCACAACAUCAUCCACAGCAAACUCCACACAAAUUCUGACCGCCAGCCCCCAGUAUUUGACGAAAACUUAAAAGCAGAGUACCUAAGCAAGAUAUUCAAAGCCGAAUUCAAAUUAAUGAAGACUCUGGAGUUUGAUAUGGAAAUUGACCUGCCCAUUUAUUACUUAGAUUUGAUUAUUGAUAAACUCUACGCAGGGGUUGAGGACAGAGCAAUAUUCCUUACAAUGGCAAGAGUUAUGGCAAAUGAAAGCAUGAGGACAAUUGCACCGCUGUGCAUAAGAGCAUUAGCUGUUGCCGUAGCUUCUGUUGUCCUUGCUGGGGUAAUUUGCAAUAUGCCUCGUCCUCAACAAUUAAUAAGGAUCCCAAAUCCAGAAGAGUGGUGGACUAAUGUAUCUCCAGAUUUACAGCUCUCAGAAAUAACGCAAGCCAUGCGUAUUAUUAUGGAAGCACUGACAUUAAAAUAA